AUGCAGAUCUUCGUGAAAACCCUAACAGGUAAGACCAUCACUCUCGAGGUCGAGAGCAGCGACACCAUCGACAAUGUCAAAGCCAAGAUCCAAGACAAAGAAGGAAUCCCUCCGGAUCAGCAGAGGUUGAUCUUCGCCGGAAAACAGCUCGAAGAUGGUCGUACUUUGGCUGACUACAACAUUCAGAAAGAAUCGACGCUUCAUCUUGUGUUGAGGCUUAGAGGAGGUAUCAUUGAGCCUUCUUUGAUGAUGUUGGCUCGUAAGUACAACCAAGACAAGAUGAUUUGCCGCAAGUAA
This is a messenger RNA of Arabis nemorensis, 297 nucleotides long. The record is from the annotation of a GenBank genome assembly. NCBI's taxonomy places the organism in Eukaryota, Viridiplantae, Streptophyta, Magnoliopsida, Brassicales, Brassicaceae.